CCCGCCCUCCCGAGUGAAAGCCGCGGACGUGUGGGGCCGCCGGCUGCAGACCGGAGCUGCGCGGGUCGGGGAGAUAAUGGCUGCGCGGCCGAUCACCCUCGGCAUUGACCUGGGCACCACGUCUGUGAAGGCAGCUCUGCUGAGGGCCGCGCCCAACGAACCAUCCGAGUUCGUGGUGCUGGCGAGUUGUACCCGCGCUGCGCGGGCAGAGGCGGCGGUCGAGAGCGCGGGGGCCGGGCCCCAGGGGCGGGAGCAGGAUGUGAGCAGAAUCCUCCAGGCCCUGCACCAGUGCCUUGCUGCCCUUCCCCGGCAGCAGCUCCGGAGCGUCGUGGGCAUCGGGGUGUCGGGCCAGAUGCAUGGAGUCGUGUUUUGGAAAACAGGCCAAGGCUGUGAAUGGGUAGAGGGAGGGACUGCCCCUGUGUUCGAGCCCCGAGCUGUUAGCCACCUGGUCACGUGGCAGGACGGCCGAUGCAGCAGCGAAUUCCUGGCCUCUCUACCCCAGCCGAAGUCUCAUCUCAGUGUGGCCACGGGCUUUGGCUGUGCAACUAUCUUCUGGCUUUUGAAACAUUGCCCGGAGUUCCUGAAGUCCUACGACGCAGCCGGUACCGUCCAUGACUAUGUGGUUGCCAUGCUGUGUGGCUUGCCGAGACCCCUGAUGUCCGACCAGAACGCUGCUAGCUGGGGCUAUUUCAACACGCAGAGCCAAAGCUGGAACGUGGAGAUGCCUAAGUUCUGCUUUCUCUGGACCCCAGUUCUCAACAUCAGCACCUCGGUUCAGCUGGCAGCCUCCAUGCCUUCGGGAUUCCAGCCCGGACAGACUCCAGACCCUACGGCCCCAGUCGCCUACUUCCCAUACUUCGACAGGACCUACCUGGGGGUGGCCGCGUCACUCAACGGGGGCAAUGUGCUGGCCACGUUCGUCCACAUGCUGGUUCAGUGGAUGGCAGAUCUAGGCCUGGAGGUUGAAGAAUCCACCGUGUAUUCACGCAUGAUCCAGGCAGCUGUGCAGCAGAGAGAUACCCACCUGACCAUCACCCCAACAGUGCUGGGGGAGAGGCACCUGCCGGACCAGCUGGCCUCCGUGACCAGCAUCUCCUCCUCUGACCUCUCCCUGGGGCACGUGACCCGGGCUCUGUGCCGAGGCAUUGUUCAGAACCUGCACUCCAUGCUUCCGAUUCAGCAGCUCCGGGAGUGGGGCGUGGAGCGGGUGAUGGGCAGUGGGAGUGCGCUGUCCCGGAACGAGGUGCUGAAGCAGGAGGUGCAGAGGGCUUUCCCUUUGCCCGUGUCCUUUGGGCAGGAUGUGGACGCAGCUGUCGGGGCAGCCCUGGUCGUGCUCCGGAGACACCUCAACCAGAAGGAAUCUUAAGACAGCAAACUCUUUCACCAAAGGACUGCUGCGAACGUUACCUGGUUAACAUUCCUGACACCAUCUGUGGGUCAUCCUUUCCCUGGACAGUUCAGUGGACAGCUUUUAAGCCGUGCUCGUUGUGAGGUUCCAUCUCGGCCAAGAACUUCCCUUCAGAACAUACUCUAAUAAGGCAGCCAGGAGCCGUCAGCCAGAUCCCACAUGAGUGCCUUCUGAAAGAGACCCGCCUGGGAGCUCUUUACAAAUGUCAGUGUGGGAGAGAGAGAGCGUGAGAGCACAGUAACCCAGGCUCCUGGUCAGCAGACUCCUGUGUGGUUCACUUGUAGACAGAGAGCAGAUCAGUGUGUACUUCAGACACCAGAAAGUCCGGUGACUGUGGCCCCAGGUAAGAAAGGAAGACCUGCCCCAUGCCCAGCUUUCGAUUAUUGUUUUUGGAGACCUGAAGCUCAGACUCGGGUCAUAUGGACUUCUGGAACAGUUCUUCUGUCCUGGACUGAACCAUGUGACCGGAGGCCCCUUUCCUAGUCUCAUCCUCCCCCUGGCCGCAGGUGCUCAGCUGGGCCAGGGAGUAACCCAAGCACGAUGCAGCAGGCUGGCUCAGAGGACGAUGCGGGGCUGCGUGCCGGCCUUCUUGCUGCGUGUACUCAGCCCCAGGAGAGCUUGCUGCACCCGGGCUGCCCAGGUCUUCACGGCACAACUGCCUGGAAGGCAGGUUGCGGAGAAGGAGAGGCGGAUGGCCCGAGCAGCAAGGGGGACCGAUGCUGUGUGGCUCACACCACUCCAGAACCUGACAAGGCAUCAGCAGGACCCUUGCCAGGAGCAUGUCUGUGCAGCAGUGGUUUUGCCCCUGCACGUUCCAGAAGUCUUCAUCAGAGGGGAUGCAGCCAGGCCGACUCCUGCCAGAUGGGGCAGGUAGUUCAUUCAAAGAGAACUCUGUGUCCCAUAGACCCAGGCUCUCCUUUCGCGUGGCGUGGGCUUCGCUGGCCCACUAUCUGUUCCUGGCUCAGCAGAAACAUCUAUUUGAGUCAGCAUCCCUGCAGGGACCCCAGAGCAUCGUAAGCCUUCCUGUGAUUGGUAGGGAUGGCUGUGGGGUGGUUUCCAGGAGGGGGCCACCAUCGCUGCAUCUACUCCCAGACCCCCACAGGAGCCCAGGCUCAGGCAGGCCUGGCCCAGAGGCACCCAGGCAACCACGAGUUUGGGAGGCAGUCGUAGUCUCUCUCUCUCUCAGUAUCCACAACAGGUAUGAAACAUAUCGUCUCUUUAUAAAUGUCAUUUUACAAAUUAUGCGAUUAUCUGGAAGCUC
Messenger RNA from Mandrillus leucophaeus (drill), 2669 nucleotides. RefSeq names its product sedoheptulokinase (gene SHPK). The record is from RefSeq and is a predicted model, not a curated record. Gene Ontology annotation, molecular function: sedoheptulokinase activity. Gene Ontology annotation, biological process: cellular response to lipopolysaccharide; carbohydrate metabolic process. NCBI's taxonomy places the organism in Eukaryota, Metazoa, Chordata, Mammalia, Primates, Cercopithecidae. Bases 77 to 1366 code for a protein of 429 amino acids. The transcript has 6 exons. Gene Ontology annotation, cellular component: cytosol.